Messenger RNA from Dinoponera quadriceps, 1472 nucleotides. RefSeq names its product odorant receptor 67a-like. The transcript is spliced from 8 exons. The coding region runs from base 347 to 1378 and encodes 343 amino acids. Gene Ontology annotation, molecular function: olfactory receptor activity; odorant binding. Gene Ontology annotation, cellular component: plasma membrane. Lineage: Eukaryota; Metazoa; Arthropoda; Insecta; Hymenoptera; Formicidae. The record is from RefSeq and is a predicted model, not a curated record. Gene Ontology annotation, biological process: sensory perception of smell; detection of chemical stimulus involved in sensory perception of smell.
AUUUGGAAUUGUUUAUCCAACGAGCACCGCACGGAAAGAAAUCUCAGUUAUUGCAACUAAAUCUCUGGGAAAGGAAAAGAUAUGUCUGUUACUGCAAUUGAACACGCUUGUUUGAGUAUUCAGCUGCAUUAAAACUCGAUUGAAACAACCGAGUAUGAUUGACUGAAUAGAAAUCUUUUACAGAAGUCUUCCUGUUUUUACAAUCAAGUUUUCGUCUGGCAACGCAGGCAACGGAAACUUCAGUUACAUUAACGGAGUUGUUUUUCCCGCGCGUGUAUCCUUUUUUUUUGGUUUUAUUUAAUUCUUCAUAUUAUCUAUUUUAUAUCUAUAAUUGCACGUUUUAAACAUGCGUUUUAAGGUAUGCGGUUUGCUCUCCAUUGACGAUAUGGACGUCUUCAUCGAUUCCCUCUCGCCAUUGGUGGUCGAUAUGGGCUGCGGAGCCAAGUUCUUCACUUGCAUAUCGAAGGCGACGGAGAUCAGGGCGCUUUUCGAGCAAAUACAAGACGAUUGGCAGGCGCUAUCGACGCCUACAAGCGUUGAGAUUCUUAACAAAUACGCACGAAAUGGACGCAAGUUUACAGUUAUCUACGCGGGCUCCUUUUAUUCCGCGCUGGUGUUAUUCAUGUUGGUGCCGUUGCAACCGUUAUUACUCGGCUCCUCGAACGAUACGGCUCGACCGUUAUUACACGAAGUCGAGUAUUACAUCGACAUGGACAAAUAUUACUUCCCGAUUUUAAUUCACGGAUAUAUCACAGCUGUGAUCUGUGUGACGAUAGCUAUUGCGACAGACACGAUGUACGUGAUUAUGGUGCAGCACGUUUGCGGACUGUUUGCGAUCAUCGGGCAACAAGUGGAGAACAUAAUAAAGGAAGAGAAGCUAACGGUGGAUAUCAAUCCACCUGUUGAGAACGAUGAACCGUAUAGAAACAUAAUAAAGAGCAUUUACACACAUAAGAAAGCUCUAAGGUUCGCCAAUCUCGUGGAAGCCGUGUUCAGCCCGAUGUUUCUCUUCGUAGCAGGUUUCAAUAUGCUUAUCGUAAGCAUGACGGGCGUCACGGCAAUGACAAACAUAGACAAGCCGUCGGAAUUUCUAAGACAAAUAACAUUCGCAUGUGCCUUGUUAGUGCACCUGUUUUUCGAGAGUUUUCAAGCACAGCGACUGAUCGACCACAGCGUACAUAUUCACACCAGCUUGAUAAACACGGCGUGGUAUCACGUCUCGUUCAGAACGAGAAAGAUCUUAAUCUUCAUGCUGAUGAGAACGCAAGAACCUUGUGUGUUAACGGCGGGAAAAAUGUUCGUUAUAUCCAUGGAUACCUUUUCCACGAUCGUUCGCGCAUCCAUGUCCUAUUUCACGAUGCUGCGGUCGAUGCGAUGAUUAAAUCGCUUCCGUACCUCAUAAAUUGAUCUCGCUGUACUGUGGAUCCUCUGGAAAACGAGGACGAGUACGCAAUCUUGUUGUUCACGACCGG